AUGGCACAAGUCGAAAAGGCAGCCAAACCCGGCGAUUUGGCCGUGGUGACUGUCGAGAUCGGCAUCCAGCAGAUGGACGAGCUGCCCUCGUCGCCAGAAACCGCCGUGGAUCUGGAACUGUACGCCGCUGUGACCAACAAGGCCGAAGGUGCAGUUGGCGAGACUCAAAGACGUGAAUCUGAUCACAAAACCGGAGAAGAUGCAGCCAAGCCCGUUGCAGAUGCCUCUGCGCUGAAAAAGAGUUCGAAAGAUAAGUCGCCCAAGGCCAAACGGGUGAAAAGUAACGGUGAUCGGACCAUCACCAUCAGCGAUACACAAAUGGAGGAGUAUCGUGGAAUCGCACUUCGUUUGUACAACGAAGAGUUUUUGUCCAUCAAUGCCGAGGAGUAUACGCAGUUUUUAGCCUCGCAAGAUCAAGAGAGCGUGGUGAUCUGUGAGCUAUACAUGGACUUGUUCCAGUGGGACAAAGACUUGUUGAGAUCCACACGUAUGUUGUGUCUGAAGCUUCAUCUCAAGGGUGAAUCACAGGAAAUCGACCGUAUUCUCUCCGCAUUCACUCGUGCGUAUCUCAAGAGACAUCCAGACAAUGUCUUCUGUACUAAAGACUUCGAGAAGAUCUAUAUCGUAUUGUACAGUUUGAUCUUGCUUAAUACCAAUUUGCACAAUGCAGAGGUCGGCAAACGGUCCAAGAUCUCACAGAUUGACUAUAUUGGCAACACUCUCAGUACAUUCAUCCAGCAAAACCGCAAAACUGCUCCUCUUACUGUGAAACAGAGGAUCCAGAUUGAGCGGGAACUCCACUCGUAUUACGAUGCCUUGGCUAAAGAGCAGCUUUUCUUAAAGACGGACGACGUAGCCGCUGCUGCCGAUAAUAGGAUGCUGGCAGCUUCGAAGCGUCUCUCUGUCGCAGAUACUGUGUUGUCUGGUGUGUCUCACUUUGAUUCUGAGCUUGACUCACGCCAAUCCCCACAUGGCGCCGACGCAGGCAAAACUUCUGCCGCUGCACUCAAUGGCAAUGCUUUUGCCUCCGAUUCAAGUAGAUACGGUGUUGCUGCCACUCCUCUGCAACCUUUCCAUGAUAGACGUCCCUACUCCCAAAUGCCACAUACGCCCGUGAACCCCGGGGCCAACUUGAGCUCUGCCAACGUGAGCCAUCGUGCAAGCCCCCAAACUGGAUUUGGUUUCACUCGUGCCCUUGCAUCUGAAGUUCCAGCGCAUCGCGCUUCUGCAGCUAGUUCACUUCGAGCCGCUCACAAUGACAUGAACUUGAACCGGCGCUCAUCUCGCGCAUCCUUAAUGACAAAAGAAUCUCAUCAAUCGCAUGACCACACUGAAGACAUGUUCUCAAUGGUUUCUUUCGAAGAUAAUUCAGGCUUCAACUACGACUUCGGCUCGUACAACACCUACGACCAAGAUACCUUCGACGUUGAGGACUUCCAGGACCGCGUUGAUUUGCAGUUGGAAUUGCAAGGCUCCCCAUACCUUAAGGAAGGGUUGCUCAAGCUCCGGAUUUUGAACAACGAUAAUUCAGACUUCACUGGAGGUGGCGAAAACGACGCUGCUUCUGCGCUGGAGCUUUCCAUCGGCCAGCGCUCGAACAUGUUCAGUUUCUUCCGCUCUUUCACCAGCUCUAAGCCCAAACCGGCUGCGCAAGUUUCUCUGGGCUCUCUUUUCCAGAAGCAGACGGAAUACUUUGUGGUUGUGUCCAAGGGUGAGCUCCGUCUCUACUCUUUUGACCCUAAGACAGUCAAGAAACAACAGAAAAAGCAACAAAAGUCCAAUUUCUUCAGCGGUGUGGAGGAAGAAGUCGGAGACGGAAAUUGGUUGAGAAACGCCGCAAACGUCGGAAACUACAACCUUUGCUCCACGGUGGCACGUCUUGAGCGAAACUCAACCACCCCCAACGGUGUCAAGAAACCUAUUUGGACACUCAUUUUCCCCAGGGUCUCAAAGAAGCCGCAAAAACGAUUUGUGUUCGAAGCUGGUACCCACGAAGUUGCAAAUGAAUUCGUUAACACUUGUAAUUUCUGGGCUUCCAAGAUUACCGCAGUUCCACCUUUGGAAGAGACCGUAUCCUCUAUUGAGUACGGAUGGACUGACCUUGAUUCCCUUCAAUACUGCCGUGAUGGCUUCAAGAAAACCCGUAUUUUGUCGAAAUGGGAGCCACUUCCUCGCGGAGUAUACUUCAGCAACUAUGUUCUUCCUGACCUGGACGCAGAGCCCGGAAAGGAACACGAGGGAAUCAUGAAGCAGUUCCUUCAGACGCUCAAAUACUACAAUCACUUGAAGUCUUUGUACAUGCAAUUCUCACGCCAGAAGGUCAUGUUCGUGAAGAUGUUCCGCCGGUUUGCUGGAUGCUCCAACUAUACGCUUGUAGUCAACAACUACGAGCAGAAAUCACAUGAGUAUAAGUCUGAGCUCACGCGCUAUAAGAGCUACAUUGUCAUGCUCGCUUAUGGAUUGAAGCUUCGUCUCGAUUUGGAGGACGAAGACCGUCAAGGUAGCCUAAGUCUCAAUGACAAUGGCUACGACACCACACAAAAAGAACCAAGCAUGAGCAGGCUCUCGCUGUUUGUAACCGCCAAAACUGCACGUCCUGACACUAACAUCGGUGGUGACAAGGAUGACGACAUCAAGACCGUUGUGAUUCGAGAAAUCAAUAAACUUCUCAAUACUUCGAGUGAAAUGAACCGUCUUUUUGCCAACGAUCCCAACUAUAAGGCUGAGGUUGUCAGCCACAACGGCGACACCAACAGCAUAAUGGUCAAGUCGCCUAAGACGUAUAGCAUCCCCAACUUGACGGACUUCGAUUCCAGUCCAAUCAAGCAAUUGCUCUCGAUUGACUCGAAGCCGGAGCACGAAAGAACCAUCGCUGACAUGACCACCAGCUUUUCCACUGCCACAAUCAGAGAGGAAGAGGAGCCCGAGGACAAAUAA
This is a messenger RNA of Australozyma saopauloensis, 2937 nucleotides long. Its product is annotated as Arf family guanine nucleotide exchange factor. Gene Ontology annotation, molecular function: guanyl-nucleotide exchange factor activity. Lineage: Eukaryota; Fungi; Ascomycota; Pichiomycetes; Serinales; Metschnikowiaceae. Gene Ontology annotation, biological process: regulation of ARF protein signal transduction. The transcript has a single exon. The record is from RefSeq and is a predicted model, not a curated record. Bases 1 to 2937 code for a protein of 978 amino acids.